UUGGUUUAAUAUAAAGUUCAAGUUCAUAUUAAUGUUUUAGAUUCUAAUAUAAAAGGCGAUACUGUGAUGGAUCGGUUUCUAUUAAAGAGUUAGAAUAUGGGUGUAUUGAUAACCCUCCUACUUUACCUUAUAUUUAAAAAUGUCCUUAAUCUCAUGAUCAUAUAUGUAAAAGGUAAUAAUAAUGGAAUAUAUUAAUUACCAUAAGGUCAAAUAUAUAUAUGAUGAUAUAUUAUAAUGUUGUAGUGCGGUUAUAAAGAAGAGUUGUGUUACAGACAUCUGUUUGAUGGAUAUAAACCAACACGUCUCUUAGAUUAUUAUAAAAGGACUCGUACUCCUUUUAUCAAAAAAAAAAAAACGAAAAGUCUCUUUACAACACUACACUUAUAGUUUUUUUAAGGAGAGAUUAAGGAAGGUUUGGGAUUUCUUGUCCAUCAAGGAAAUCACCAAAGAGAAGGUUAAGGAGGAGAAGAUCAAUUGGUGGAAUUGUAUCCAAGCAUGGAUCAAGGUUAGUGUUUCUACCUUCUUUAGAAAUGUGUUAGGAUUGAAUUAAAUCAAAUCUAGAUUAGGUCUUGGGUGUAGAUUUCAUAAUUGAAAUCAUAAAAUUAAUUAACACAAAAGAUCUAAACCAUCAGAUUAACGGGAAUCUUCGUUUAAGACGAACGUUUUCCACUCGUUUUACCGUAUCACCUCUAUACUCUCUCCACCAUUCUUCAAACGAUCAUUUUCUUUUGUUUCCUUUGAUUUUUCUUUUCUCUUCAUUUCUUCGUUUGAUGAACCUUCGUUCCUUUGAGAAAAUCGACGAUUUUAGGUGAAUCUACUUUUUUUUUAUCAAACCAUUUAUUGUUUUGUUUUCAGUAUUCAGUUUUUUUGUUACAGGAGAAUCCGCUAAAAUAAACGUAUAACUUUUUGAGAUGCAUUCUUAUUUGUCUCCAAGAUCUUUUUUGGAGUCUUGAGAAAUAUAUGAAAUAUACUUUCUUCAAAAAAUUUAUCUACCAUAGUAUUCAAGUUUGAUAGCCGCCAACUUGUUAUUUCUGAAAAUACGAGUUUUCCAAAAACCAGCAUUUUGCGAUAGUAAAAUCCUUUCUUUUUUUUAAAAAAAAAAAGGGCAAUAGUAAAAUCCUUGUUUUUGCAUGCAACAAAUUUUUUUGAUCGCUUUUUAAUUUUUACAUUCUCUCUUUCCAUUACUAGCAAAAAAAUUCUCCUAUUUUUUAUUUUUAUUUAAACAAGAGAAAAGACCUGAAUUAGAGUUCUAUGCAACUUACAAUGUCAAGCUCCAUGAAAAGCCUCCUGAAAGGCCUCCGAUACAUUUCUCAAGUAUUUGAAAGUGGAAAAGAAGAAGAAGAGAUAGAGAUAGGGAAUCCAACAGACGUAAAGCAUGUAGCCCAUAUUGGUUGGGAUGGACCAUCCGCUACUCCUGACUCCGCGCCAAGCUGGAUGAACGAGUUCAAAACUGGAGGCGGGUUGGAAUUUGGACAAGGAGGCGGAGAAGAUGACUCCUCCGUGAAAUGUAUGUCGGAAUGUGGCGGCCGGACCAAAGAUUUACCAAAACUACCAAAAUCUACGAGGAAAGCGGCGUCCGAGAAAGGUUCUCCGACAAAGGAAAUAUCAUCAGAUAAAACUAAACGCAAAUCUUCUAAAAAAGGAACAACAUCAUCGUCAAGAAGACCAAAGGAAGUGUCCGAACUAAACGAUCUUUCUUCGACACAUGAAGUUCCGAAGAAGUCGAGGAGGAAAAAGAAGACGAAAGAAACUGGAGGAUCAACUAGAUCGAUUAGAAGAUCUGACGUGGAUAACAUGUCAGAUUAUAUGUCUGAGACUGGUUCUGUAAGAUCUAUGCCUCAAUUCGACAGCAGAGAUGAUUUUUGAAAAGGAGUACCAGAAGACUGAGAGUUUUUCAUGCUUGUAUAUUGCUUAAUGAUUUUUCACUGAACAUACCAAUAUCAGUUUAUUAGUCUUCGUUUUUGCACUAUUAUUAUCGUUAUUUACUUAAGAAUAUCUUUUGUACAUCAUCCAAAACUACCAUCUAUCAAUCUUUGGAUAAGAUGAACCAAUUCCGUACUUAGAAAAGAGAGUGGUGCAAGUGAGAUAAGCAAACAUUGAUUGUCCAGCUCUUGUGUGUUCUGCGAUAAUCCAAUGGAAAUAAGAAAUCACCUCUUCUUUCAAUGCAAGUACUCUGAGAGCACCCCCAUUAGUGAACCCCAUGAAAAGGGUUCACAAAGUAUUUUUUUAUUAUAUUUUUUUUCUGAUUGAUUUUUGUUUUAAAAAAAAAAAAUUUAAUCGGACCAAUUGCGGGCCGCCACGUACCGUGGGGUCCGCGUUACAGUGAUGAAACCGGUUCAUUUGGAAGAGGUGGAGAGAGACAAAUUCAUCACUAUUCAUUAUUUUAAUAUUUUUUUUUUUGGAAUCUGUGUGAACCCCCGUAAAUUCACUAAUGGGGGUGCUCUGAGGAGGUUGGAAGGGUCUGAACUAGAGACUACUAUCUAGGCCUAAUCAAAUCUAGAUUUCAGUUCGUUUUUUUUUUCGUUUUUUUGGUUUUUCAAUUUAUUAAAAUUACUACUACAUAUUAAAACCAUAUCUAAUUUGGUUUGAUUCAGUUUAUAUACUAUCGAUUUUCGGUUUAUACGGUUUUAUAAAAAAUGUAUUUAUUUAUCUCUUAUAACAAAUUUUAGAUAUGUUUUUUUUUGCUAAUCCAAACCAAAUUAGAUAUGGUUGAUCGGUGAUCGAGUUAUUUCGAUCAUCUGAUAAAUCAAUAAAUAACUCUCAUUCUUAAGUUUAUCCAAUGUUUUGUUUAUCAUAUUGAACAGUAUUUUGAUACUUUAAUUAAGUAGGAAAAUGAUAUGUUACGAAAAUAUUGUAAGUGUUACGACUUUAACCAAACACAAAAUAUAGUUAUUGCUGAAUGGAAAUCUUUCAAUGUUGCCGAUAACUUUAUGGAUAUCUAUCAGUUGAAAUGUAGGGAAAACAAAAAUACAAUUCUCGAUUAAAAUACAUUAUGGUUAAUGAUUCAACAUACAUAAUAAAUGGACAUGACGAUGAAAGAUUCAACGAGGAUAAAUGCAUCGAUUGAAAUUGAACCUACAGCUUUUGAUGAUGAUUCUCAUAUAUACAUUACUGCAAGCCUUCGCGAAAUUUAUGUGGAAUCAGCAUUGUUCCGGAGCCAAUAUGAGAGCAAGAGAAUGAAUCCUAGAAAGACGUUAAAGAGACAAACCAAACAUAACCCAAUCUUAAUCAACCUCAUCUCCUCCUGUCUAGAUCCCUCGUCUCGGUUCAUUUUAAGGUCUUCGAUAUGGAGAUGAACACCAGGAUCCCUUAGCUUAACCUUGCAACUCAACAGAGCCGAACCACAAGUCCCCUGAACGUUGCUGUUCACGUAUAUGUUGAUCCUGCAACCACUAUGACUUGCUAUGUCUACAUCCCUAGGUGCCACCAUCACUGCCCCGACAUUUCUCCCGUUCAAGUUGAUUCCGCCAAUGCCUGAUUCAGGCCCUGGAUAAUCAUCUUCUCCACCUUCCAUUUUUUUUGUUGGAUAAAUCAAAAAAUGAGUCUGUCCCAUUCCUUCGGGAGCAUGAUAUUAGCUCUAUAUGCUUUGCUUGGUUCUUGGGGUUUCCCAAAGUUCUUUACUUUUAUUCUACAAUUAGAAGCAAAGUGCUAUAUUCUACGAUUUGCAUAUAGCUAGAUUCAUUACCCACCCUAAAACAAAAUAUUGUUUUAUAAUCCGCAGAUAAGGAGUAGAAAUACCCUUCAAGGGUGUACUUAUUUAUUGCACACGUUUAAACGUUUUAGCGCAAGAAAAACAUACAACUCUGAGCUAUAUGAAAUGCAAAUACGAAAACAAAUGGCUUCAAGAGCAAAGUAGCUCAUGAAGUUUGAAACGAACCAGAAACUGGGGACCAAAUGGCCCCAUCAAGACAGAUAACAUUCCCUCUCUUAACUUAUGAUCAUGUUGGUGGGUUAUACUUUCUUCCAUAACACAACAAAGAGGAGAACGUUUUAUUAUUGACAGAAGCAAAUAACACGCAUUAAAAUAUCAAAUCUAGUUUCCGCAAUUUCAUUGUGGCACUUGCAUGAGAGAAAAAAAUAGUCCAGGAAAACGACCUUU
This is a messenger RNA of Brassica napus (rape), 4099 nucleotides long. RefSeq names its product CRIB domain-containing protein RIC6. Bases 1252 to 1866 code for a protein of 204 amino acids. NCBI's taxonomy places the organism in Eukaryota, Viridiplantae, Streptophyta, Magnoliopsida, Brassicales, Brassicaceae. The transcript is spliced from 3 exons. The record is from RefSeq and is a predicted model, not a curated record.